Messenger RNA from Cucurbita pepo subsp. pepo (vegetable marrow), 1988 nucleotides. RefSeq names its product protein NRT1/ PTR FAMILY 5.6. The record is from RefSeq and is a predicted model, not a curated record. Gene Ontology annotation, cellular component: membrane. Gene Ontology annotation, biological process: transmembrane transport; dipeptide transport. Lineage: Eukaryota; Viridiplantae; Streptophyta; Magnoliopsida; Cucurbitales; Cucurbitaceae. Gene Ontology annotation, molecular function: tripeptide transmembrane transporter activity; dipeptide transmembrane transporter activity.
UGUUGUCCACAUCCAACUUAUUGGGAGAACUGACAACCAAAUGUGUGAGAUGUCGAAAAGCUUGGAGUGUGAAGCUAAUGGCGGCGAUCACAAAUGGGUUGCUGAUUCUUCUCUUGAUUACAAAGGGAGGCUGCCUCUCCGAGCUUCCACCGGCGCUUGGAAAGCCUCUCUGUUCAUCAUCGCCAUCGAGUUCGGUGAGAGGCUGAGCUAUUUUGGGAUCGCUUCGAGUUUGAUUAUAUACCUAACCAAGGUGCUUCAUCAAGAGCUGAAGACGGCGGCGAGGAGCGUCAAUUACUGGGCCGGUGUCACCACUUUGAUGCCUCUGCUCGGCGGCUUUCUCGCCGACGCUUACUUCGGCCGCUACGCCACCGUUCUCCUCUCCUCCGUUAUCUACGUUUUGGGGUUGACUCUGUUAACCAUGUCGGCGUUCGUUCCAAGUUUCAAACCCUGUGGAGGCGAUGAUCAGGUGUGCCCAGAGGCACGGAAGAGCCAUGAGAUCAUCUUCUUCCUCGCAAUUUACAUGAUCUCCAUAGGAACUGGUGGGCACAAGCCAUCUCUCGAGAGCUUCGGAGCCGACCAAUUCGAUGAUGAUCAUUCGGAAGAACGGAAGAAAAAAAUGUCUUAUUUCAAUUGGUGGAAUUUCGGGCUCUGUUCUGGCCUGUUGUUUGGCGUUACCAUCAUUGUUUAUAUUCAGGAUCAUUUCGGGUGGGGAACUGCAGAUGUCAUUCUAACGGCGGUGCUGGUGGUUUCUGUCGUCAUUUUUGUCGCCGGCCGCCCGUUUUAUCGGUACCGAAAACCAUCUGGAAGCCCCUUGACGCCGUUGUUGCAGGUUGUUGUGGCGGCUAUUCGGAAGAGAAAGCUUCCACUCCCUUCCAAUCCUUCUUUAUUGCAUGAAUUUCCCAGGACAGCUAAUAACGCCGCCCAUGGAAGGUUCUUGUGCCACACCCAAAACCUCAAAUUUCUAGACAAAGCGGCGGUUUAUGAAGACAAGGGGGGAUCGGCGGAGAAGCAAAGUCCGUGGCGGCUAGCGACGGUGACGAAGGUGGAAGAAAUGAAGCUAAUAUUGAACAUGAUACCCAUUUGGUUGGCGACUCUGCCGUUCGGAGUGACCAUAGCUCAAACCUCGACGUUCUUCAUAAAACAAGCCGCCAACUUGAACCGGAAGAUGGGCGACGGCUUGAUCCUCCCGCCGACCACCAUCUUCUGCCUGACUGCCAUAGGAAUGAUCGUGUCCCUCACCAUUUAUGAUAAGCUGUUGGUGCCCAUGCUCCGACGAGCCACCGGCAACGAGAGAGGUAUUAACAUCCUCCAAAGAAUAGGCAUCGGAAUGCUUUUUGUGAUUGCUACAAUGAUCAUUGCAGCCUUGGUUGAGCAUAAGAGACUCCAGGUGGUGGCCGGAAACCCAAAAACAGGCUCCCUAACAAUGUCCGUAUUCUGGUUAGCUCCACAGUUUCUGAUCAUCGGAUUCGGCGACGGCUUCGCCAUCGUCGGCCUCCAAGAGUACUUCUACGACCAAGUUCCCGAUUCAAUGAGAAGCCUCGGCAUCGCAUUUUACCUCAGCGUAAUAGGGGCCGGAAGUUUUCUCAGCAGCUUGCUCAUCACGGUGGUCGACGACAUAACCAGGCGGACCGGUAAAAGCAGUUGGUUCGGCAAGGACCUCAACAGCAGCCGCCUCGACAAGUUCUACUGGCUCUUGGCCGCCGUCUCAGCCGCAAAUCUCUGCGUCUAUGUACUCAUCGCUCGCCGCUACUCUUACAAGAACGUGCAGCGGCGCGUGUGCGUCGCCGAUUCUAACGAAGAUGAAGCGCGUGAAAAUGGAGAGUCCAUGGCUUAAGACUAAUUGGGACGCGUUUUGGCGUGACUAAUGGAGAUUUUAGUGUAUAUUUUUAAGGGGUAAAAUAGUAAUUAUGUAUUUUAACAAAAAUAAAGUUGCUAUCUAAUUAUGUGUAACCAUUUUUAUUAGUAACGAUAACUAAGGAUCAUCCUCC